Molecule: messenger RNA, 3036 nt
Organism: Cylicostephanus goldi
Lineage: Eukaryota; Metazoa; Nematoda; Chromadorea; Rhabditida; Strongylidae
Source: the annotation of a GenBank genome assembly
AUGUGUAAGGGAACACACUGGGGCUUAGUUGUUUGUGACACAAGCUCGGCUACUGCUGUUGUCUACGAUUCAUAUGCACAUCAAUAUGAUUAUUCUGCCACUAUUUUUGAAAGCAGAGAGCCGAAGCUUCGAAGGGUUUGGAGUCAAAUAACUGACUCCCCUCUGCAGCAUCUGAGAAUAGCUGGGAAAGAUUUAGUCCACGAGCAGGAUGACUACUUCAGCUGCGGUGUCUUCAUCUGCAUCUAUGCUGAACGUCUUUCUAGGGGAGAGCAGACAAAAGCAGAAGAGGCUACAUCUUUUUUCCUUCAAAACGCUAGAAGAAAAAUAAGUCGCUGUUUGAGAGCUUGCUUUGCUGUUUCCGGUACCGUUAAUGCUGGCUCUGCGCCACUGCCUCGAAUAUAUGACAGCCAUUUACUACCAACGAGCUACACAUUAUUUUUCACUGAGCAAAGAGCCGAGGCGAUUGCAGAAGAAAUACGUGAAACCUUGACAACUGAAAACACUUCCCUCCACAAUGAAGUGUCGCAAAUAGCUCACCAACCAAAAAUUUUCACUUUGGAAGAGACUGUGUUUGUUCAGCGCAGUAUUUUCUGCGAGCUAAGUAAUGUUCAUGUGAUGAAGACUUGCUUGGAAGAACCAUUGCCAUCCGGAGCUUAUACAAAGAGCAUUCGAACCUCUUCGUUCAUAUUGGUUGUUUUCUAUAGAAAUCUGUUGUUCGGUUCGAUUUCUGCCGCGGUAUUUCAACACUUCCCAAGGAGACCACGUGCGACCGUUUUCGACUUCGUUUGCACACAUAUAGAAGCACCUAUACGAGCACAUCUUUUGAAGAUUGGCAAGUUGUUUGGAUUUGUGGGAGCAACUCUGCGCUCAAGCAAGGAUGACUGUUUCCACAAAACGGAUGCCGCUGUGACGGUCAGCUUUUGCGUAUCGAAAUACGUCAAAGGGGUUGAGGUUUCCGGCACUGACAUUACAUCCGCGAAUCUCGAAGAACAUCGCAAGCACAUGUUAACACUUUUGGAUUCAAUACCUUCUUCCUAUGCAAGUAGAGAUCUGGAAACACUAGCUGCUCAGAUGUAUCUUACACAGUGCAUAGCUAAAACACCUGGCGUAGCCUUCAUCAACACACUUCUGGAAGACAGCAUAUCUGACUCCUGUGCCAUCGCUGGUAGACAGUUUUCGAAGCCGAUGCAACUUGCCAUUUUAUAUAUCAACACCCUUGGGAUCCUGUGCGGCGCAGUCGUGAAGAAGUACUACGGAGAACAUGUUUGUAUCGUCUUCGAUUUUUCAUCCAUGUCUGCGUCCACGAUGACAGAUACGCCCCUUCAGUCUCUGACCACAAUCUACGGAUAUGACAACUGUGACUUUGUUGUUCCAUUCCACGGCACCUUUUUAUACCAAAGCGAAAUCCCUGCUGCAGUGAGCUACUAUAUCAUGUGCAUUCUCAAAAAAUUCACGAAAUCUCCCACGUUCUCCCUGGAUGCUAUCCGUUCACACGCUGCUUAUAUACAUGGCCUUGUGAGUACUCAACUUACCGAUGCACCUGAUAAUAAGCUCGUCCUGUCUACAACGUUCCCAACAGCUCUACAUCUGGGUCCUAUGAAUGUUAAAUGUCCGUAUUGCUCUGCUGUUUCAUUUCGAGGAGAGCCGAAGUUACUUUGCUGUAAUGGCGGCGUAAACAUUGUGCCCGAGCAUGUGUUGCCACAAAGAAGAGAUGGCAUACUGGAUUGGUUGUUUCUGGAGGUGCGCUCAAACGAAAAGCUCUAUUAUAUGUUUCGUGCUCUCAACAACCUUGUAGCUUUCGCUGGUUUGAGCAUAAAGAUGCGCCAGUUCAACGUGGGAAUCGGUCAGCUACCCUUAGUUGUUCAAGGAACAGUGGAUGUGGGUAUUUGUCAUUUGAAUCCGGAUUCAGACAUAGCAUCGUACGCUCAACUCUAUAUAUGUGAUGACUACAAGUGUAAACGCUCCAUUGAUGAGACCUUGUCUGAAUAUAAAAUGAAAAUAGAACACAAGCUUGUUGAAAGGAUACUUACCACGCUGCGAGAAAACAAUGUAAUCGCUAUGGCCUAUCAGUCAAUGUAUGAGGUCUACCUCGCUGAGGCUGAAGCUCUACGCAUUCGGGAUAACGAUAUCCUACCAAAAAUUCUGAUGAACCUGAAGCACAAGCGUGAGAUACCCGAUGUAUCGUCGAAUACACAUAAAGGAUGCUUGAACAUACCACAGAUCAACAACGAGGUUGCUGCAAUAUAUGUUUGUCGCAACGGUGUCUUUCCUUCAGAAGAAGAGCUUGAUAAAGGACUGCGGGUUUAUAGCAGAGGAGGUCGUUCCAUAGCUGCUCAUCACAACAAUAACAUCGACGCCAUGUCAUACCCUCUUUAUUUUCCCAAAGGUCAACAGAGUUUCGUACGAGAACGUUUGCCGAAGACACGAAAACGGCCCGCUACAGAUCAAACCAUUGUAUCGAAGGCACGAAAGCGGCCUGCUUUAGGCGAAUCUAUCGACAUUGACGACCCGGAUCCUGUAGGAGCACGUCUCCUUUCUGAUGACGAAGAUGAAGAUGACCAGGUGGAUUCUCAGCCUUCCAAAUUUCUUUCUCGUAGCGAUUUCUAUCGCUUUAUUCUUGCUCGCCGUGGUAACCUUCUUGAGCAUCGCUUUUAUGGUAGUGGCAAGUUGCUGUCUCAGUUCGUCAUUCACGUCUAUGCAAGAAUUGAAGCUGAUCUCCUUUCUGCUAUUGAGCGCCAUACUACGGAAAUAAGAAGUACCAAGGCUACAUCACUGUAUACUUUUUUGGACCAGCAGCUACAGGAAAAGGGAUUUAAGCUUGGGAAGCUUAUAAAUCUGCCUCGUUAUUUCGUUGGCAGUAACGGAUGGUUUGACCAACUUUACCAUAACGCUAUGGCCGUCGCACAGCGUGUAGGCAAACCAGAUCUCUUCAUCACGUUUACAGGCAACCACGAAUGGCCGGAGAUUCGUGAAAAUUUGGUGACUGAAUUUGAUUCUUGGAUCACCGACCCUCUUCUUUGCGCGCGGGUAUUCAGA